AUGACUAAUGUUAACCCAUUGGCUAUGUUAGCUGCACAAUGUAAUAAAAUUCAAUCAAUGAAUUCAAGUCCACCAUUAUCACCAUCAAAAACAAGUUUUUAUGCAUGGAAAAAAUCAAUACCAAGUCCAUCAAUGUAUCCAGAUCCUGAAAUAGCAUCAUCUUUUACACGAAUUAAUCCUUAUGAACAUUCAUUAUUAAAUGGAAAUGGACAUUUAAAAGAAAACUCAUCAACACCAUCGUCAUCCGCUUGGGCAGAUAUUCAUCAUCAUCAUCAUCAUUCAUGGUUUACAACCAAUCAAACAUCACCUAAUUUAAAUCACAAUGAACAACAAACACCUCCGCCUUCAUCCUUAUUUUCUACUGCAGCUAAUGUUCAAUAUCCUUCACAUGUUCAAUCCGCACAUUACAAUGAUUUUCUUUCCGUUGGUCAUCCAUAUACAGAUGCAUAUCGACAUGAAUUUCGUUUAUUUUAUCCACCUAUUGUACCAUCUCAUACACCUUCAACUCAACCAGCAACUAUAAAUAAUAAUAAUCAUAAUAAUAAUAAUAAUAAUAACAAUACUAAUAAUAAUUCGAACAGUCCAAUAAAAAAACCGAAAACAAGUCGUGCUCAAUGUGAUUGUCCAAAUUGUCGUGAAGCUGAUCAUUUAGGUUAUAUUACUGGAUCAAAUGUACGAAAAAGAAAUAUACACAGUUGUCAUAUAGCAGGUUGUGGAAAAGAAUAUAAUAAAACAUCACAUCUUAAAGCGCAUUUACGUUGGCAUACAGGUGAACGACCAUUUGUAUGUACUUGGUUAUUUUGUGGAAAACGAUUUACUCGUAGUGAUGAACUUCAACGACAUGGGCGAACACAUACAGGUGAAAAAAGAUUUGCUUGUCAAAUAUGUGGAAAACGUUUUAUGAGAAGUGAUCAUCUUAGUAAACAUAUUAAAACUCAUACAAACAAUAAUAUUAAUGAUGAACAUCAAUCAAGACAUGUUGAAUCUGAUACGCAAGAAAAUAAUAAUCAUCAUCAAACAUAUCAUCAUAUGCAUCAACAAACAUUUAUUUCCACUGAUAUUAAAACUGAACCGAGAAUGAGAGAUUAA
Messenger RNA from Adineta steineri, 1089 nucleotides. NCBI's taxonomy places the organism in Eukaryota, Metazoa, Rotifera, Eurotatoria, Adinetida, Adinetidae. The record is from the annotation of a GenBank genome assembly.